This is a messenger RNA of Ectocarpus sp. CCAP 1310/34, 450 nucleotides long. The record is from the annotation of a GenBank genome assembly. Lineage: Eukaryota; Phaeophyceae; Ectocarpales; Ectocarpaceae.
AUGCCCUGCCCUCGCCUUUCUUUCUGGUUACCGCAUCUUCCUCCGAAAAACGUCCGAUCCACGGAUGAUCCAGGAUGUGCGACAUCUGAUCCCGCUCUCCAAGAAGUCAAGCUACCGCCGAGAUCGCCGGCGGCCUUGCGGCUCCAAACGCCCGACGGCCGAACCUUGCACCCUCGCCGGCGUCGGUCUGCCAAGCGCCCCAACGAGAGCAACAGCCCCCUCACGAAUGCUCUCGACGGCGAGGAACGGCGCUCUAGGCAACGGCGCCGGCGGGGAAUCGUCGGCAAUGCCGUCAAAUCGAGUGGGGAACACGUCACGGUCAGGGUCAGGCGAAGCAUCGAUGUCGAGGUGCGCCGCGACUACCCCGUGAGCGAGAAGGCGUGGACCGAGUUCAAGGCUGGGUGCAGCGUUACAUAUGACCAAAAAAUCCGGGUGAGUGGAGACGUAUAA